AUUAUUUGAAAUAAAUCAUAGACAUACUUAAUGGAUAGUUAAGAAUAGUAGAACCGAGAAGAUGAUUUAAUAAUUGAAUCUUAAGAAGAAGACAAUCAGAAAAAGAAGAAAGACAAGAAAGAAAAGAAAUUAGUUAAGAAGGUUGAACAGAAAAAGCCGAUUGAUGGUAAAUAAUAGUUUGGAGAUAAAUCAAUAUGCCGAUUAUGUAAGGAGAGUACAAUGUCAACACCAACUGUGAUUUGUAUAAGGUGCCACUUUAAGUACCAUUAGGAAUGCAUAAGAACUUAAAAUAAAGAGCCAUAAUUUCAGGAAGGUACUAAAUGGCAUUGCUUGUCAUGUAUAGAAAGAAUGGCUAAAAGAAAACUAAAAGAGUCAGAACCUUAGAAAAAGAAGAAAACCAAUUAAAUACUUGACUUUUUUUAGAAAACACCAUAGACUUAAGAAGAUAAAACUAAAAAACAUUCAGAAUUUCAACUAAAAUAUCCAACAUAUGUUUCUUAAGGAAGAGUUAUUUUUCCAAUAUUUGAUGAAUAUCUUACUGCCUAUUAAGGAUUGUUUAAUAUAGAGAUGAAAAAGAAGCCUCCACUUUAGCUUGAUCCUAACAUACCUUAAGAUUUAUUUGAAGACAUUCUGAAGAUAUGGGAUAGUUAUAAUAACAUGGAUAAAAUAGUCAGUGAUAUUUUAUAUGCAGGAGAACAACAAUCUGAAUGUAAUUUAUUUAAUCUAAAAUAGAAUAAAGCUAAGUCAAUAAUAUAGGUACUUUAAUUCACUUUAAAGAUAACCAUGUUCCAUACAGUUAAAAAGGUAGAUUAGAAAUAUAUUAAUUAAUAUAAACAAAACCAGAACAACUCAUCUUAUUUUUUAGUUACUUUUACUUGAAAUAAAUAAUUGAAGAUUUUGAUUAAGAAUAAAUGCAAAAAUAAUAAUAUGUACUUUUUGUUAUUUAUAAUUGAUAGAAAAUUCCAUACUGGCAUCUAUUAGGAUAUAUGUGGUUUACAAAUAGAAAUAGAUAUUAUGAACUCUUAAGAGAUGAUAUUAAACAAUUACCAACAAAUAUCUCAAGAUAAGGCAUCCUAUAGUUAUCUUUAGAUCUUAUGGAUUUUAAUGAUUAUACAGAUCUUAAAAAACUUUGUAGAUUAAUCAUAUCUUUGUCUGAUGGAUUAGCUGGAUUGAAAAAGACUUAGUUUUUAUAUUAAUUUAGAACUGAAAAUCUAUUAUCAAAUAAUCGUAUUAAAUAACAAUUAGGAAUGUAAAUAAAAUAAUAGAGAAGUUUAUAAAUUGAUGUUAAAAAAGAGAUAAUUGAAGCUGAAGGUAAUAUAUCAAUAGCUAAAGUAAUAAUAAUUAUUUAAAUAGUCUUAAUUAUAAUCAGAAGGUUUAACAAGAGUUGAAGCAUAGAAAUAUACUCGUUAAAUGGAGAUUGCUUAAAAGUAAGCAUAAAAAUAGAAAUAAUAAUACUAAAAAUUAGAAAAAGAAAUUAUUACUCUAACUGAAAGAUAUAGUGAAUAUGAUAAAGUAAUUUAUUCUAAUAUUUAAUUAUAGGAAUUAGCAAUAACAUAAAUGCCUGCUUUAUUAUUAAAUCCAUCUAUGUGUCUAGGAUAAGAUGCCAAACAUAGUUCUUACUAUUUCUUUUUAUAUGAACCUGAAAAGAUAUUUGUUUGUAUGAGACAUUCUAUUAUUGAUGAUGAAGGAUCAGUAUAAUGGGGUUAUUAUGAUUAAAAAGAAAUCACUAAUUUACUUAAUUCAUUAUGUUCCAAAGGUAUCAGAGAAUAUACUCUUAAAAAUAAUAUUAUUGAAUUACAAAGAUCUAAAUUAUUGAUUGAAAAUAUACAUGAAUAAGAAAAUAUUUUAAAUGGAACUAAACAAGAUAUUGAAUAAGAAAUUAAUUAACCUAGUGAAUAAUUACCAGAUAGAGUAAAUAGUUUAAUGAAUUUGGAAAUAGAAUAACUUAUUAAUGAAUUUAUUUAAAUAGAAUCUAGUUUAACUUAAUAUUUAAAUUUUAAAAAUUCAAGAUGGUGUAGUACAGAAUCUAGGAAUUAUUUUAUUAAAAGUUUCUAAAAUGUUAUAUAAAAUAAAAAUAUUUAAGAUUUAGAUGAAGAUGAUUUAAAACCUUUUACUUCUGCAAUUGAAUAUUUUAUAGAUAAUACUAUGAUGUAAGAAAAAUUAGAAUUGAGAUUAGAUGAAGAUGUAGAUGAAAAAUAUAUAGAAAAUGAAGAUGAUUCAUAUUAAUAACCAAAUAGAAAAAGAAAAGUUGUUGAAGAUGAUUCAUCAAUUGAUGAAUUACCUUAAACUAUGCUCUAAUAACUAGAAUAAAUGGAAAAUGGAAAAGUUAGAAUUAGAAAAUUACCUAUGAAAUUAUUUGGUACAUAUUAUGAAACAUUAAGAUUAAAUUUGAUAGCAUAAUUAAAAAAUGAAUGCAAUCUACCAAAAAUUAAAAUAUGUCUAGAAGUUUUAGGAUAAAUUGUUAAAGAUUACAUUGAUAGAAAAUAAAUUCAACUCCAAUCAUUUAUUUAACCACCUAUUAUUUAAAAAAAACCUGAUGAAUCAACAACUAAAAAGAUUAUUGAAUAAUAAAUUGAUAACCUCUUAGAUUCAUAACUUAAUCCUACAUCAAACCUUAGAAAAAGAAAUUAAAAUAAACCAUAAUAUAACGAAACAGAAACUAAAUGGGAAGAUAGAUGCUAAAAAUGUAAUAAAGGUGGUAAAGUUAUUUGUUGUGAUACAUGUCCUAAAGUGUUUCAUCCUAAAUGUUUAAACCUAAAAGAAGUACCAUAAGGAAAAUGGAAUUGUCUCAAUUGCUUAAGAAAUUUUGAAAGACAAAUUAAAACUAGAGCUACUGUUAAAAAGUUCGAGAACCAAUGA
Paramecium sonneborni is the source of this 2859-nucleotide messenger RNA. The record is from the annotation of a GenBank genome assembly. Lineage: Eukaryota; Ciliophora; Oligohymenophorea; Peniculida; Parameciidae.